This is a messenger RNA of Cajanus cajan (pigeon pea), 2010 nucleotides long. Its product is annotated as low affinity inorganic phosphate transporter 1. The record is from RefSeq and is a predicted model, not a curated record. Lineage: Eukaryota; Viridiplantae; Streptophyta; Magnoliopsida; Fabales; Fabaceae. Gene Ontology annotation, biological process: phosphate ion transport; transmembrane transport. Gene Ontology annotation, cellular component: membrane. Gene Ontology annotation, molecular function: phosphate transmembrane transporter activity.
UACUAGAAGAUAGAGUCCGCUGCAGUUAAAUACGGAACCAUACCCUCCAUUCUCAGCAAUCAUAACAUUCCUUCUCUCUCUCUCUCUGGUAUUCUUAUACGAGGAACACUAUCCCACGUUCUCUCUUUUUUCCCUGCAAAGACCCUUUCUUCUCUCUCAGGUUGUGACAUAAGACACAGAAACAUGGCUAGGGAACAGUUGCAAGUGCUUAAUGCGCUGGAUUCAGCGAAGACACAAUGGUACCACUUCACAGCAAUUGUGGUUGCUGGAAUGGGUUUCUUCACUGACGCCUAUGAUCUGUUCUGCAUCUCCCUUGUCACCAAAUUGCUUGGUCGCAUAUACUACUAUGAAGGCCCCGAGAAGCCUGGAUCUCUGCCAUCAAAUGUUUCUGCUGCAAUCAAUGGUGUUGCAUUCUGUGGAACCCUUGCAGGCCAACUUUUCUUUGGUUGGCUUGGUGACAAAUUGGGAAGGAAACGUGUCUACGGGAUGACCCUUAUGCUCAUGGUGAUAUGCUCAAUAGCUUCUGGUCUUUCUUUUGGCAAAGAACCUAAAUCUGUUAUUGCUACCCUUUGCUUCUUCCGUUUCUGGCUUGGAUUUGGCAUUGGUGGUGACUACCCUCUUUCAGCAACUAUCAUGUCUGAGUAUGCCAACAAGAAGACUCGUGGAGGAUUCAUAGCUGCUGUUUUCGCCAUGCAAGGUUUUGGAAUUUUGGCUGGUGGCAUGGUUGCAAUUGUGGUUUCAGCUGCUUUCAACGCAGUUUACCCUGCUCCAGCGUUUGAGGUUAACCCGGUUUUGUCCACAGUGCCACAAGCUGAUUAUGUUUGGAGGAUAAUCUUGAUGUUUGGUGCACUACCAGCUUUGCUUACCUACUAUUGGCGUAUGAAAAUGCCUGAGACUGCAAGGUACACUGCCUUGGUUGCCAAGAAUGCUAAACAAGCAGCUGCAGACAUGUCAAAGGUGUUGCAGGUUGAGAUAGAAGAGGAGAAAGUUCAGCAAUCGGAGACACAAAGAGGGAAUGAAUUUGGCUUGUUCUCCACACAGUUCCUUCGCCGACAUGGACUUCACCUGGUUGGAACAUGCACCACUUGGUUCCUCUUGGACAUUGCCUAUUAUAGUCAGAAUCUUUUCCAGAAGGACAUUUUCAGUGCAAUAGGUUGGAUUGCUGAGGCAAAAACCAUGAGUGCCAUUGAAGAGGUUUACAAAAUUGCUAGAGCACAGACCCUCAUAGCCCUUUGCAGCACUGUCCCUGGUUACUGGUUCACAGUGGCACUCAUUGACAAGAUAGGAAGAUUUUCAAUUCAGUUGAUGGGGUUUUUCUUCAUGACUGUGUUCAUGUUUGCAUUGGCCAUUCCAUACCACCACUGGACCAUGAAGGGCAAUCAUAUUGGGUUUGUUGUGAUGUAUUCAUUGACCUUCUUCUUUUCCAAUUUUGGUCCAAAUGCCACCACAUUUGUGGUGCCAGCAGAGAUUUUCCCUGCAAGGCUAAGGUCAACAUGCCAUGGCAUAUCAGCUGCAGCUGGGAAAGCUGGAGCAAUGGUAGGGGCUUUUGGCUUCCAGUUUGCAGAAAAUGGCAUUGGAGUGAGGAAUACCCUUAUAAUUUUGGGUGCGGUUAACUUCUUGGGGAUGGUGUUUACAUUCUUGGUGCCUGAAUCUAAAGGAAAAUCCUUGGAGGAGAUGUCUGGUGAAGCUGAAGAAGAGACUACUGCUACAACAGAAUCAGCAUUGGAGGCUGGUCAUGGAGUUAGGACUUCUGUGUAACUGCGUCAUUAGUAUCUUUUAUUAUGUAAUGCUUAGCUUAUAGACAUAGUAUUUGCACUUAGGAGUAUGUCUUGUUUUGGAGUUGAACUUUUUCUUUAGCUUAGUCUCGGGAGUAUUUUUUUCUUUUUUCUUUUAUGCUACUUUGUUUUUCUUUCUUUCUUUUGUACAAUCAGUUAGUAUAUUCGCUUCAUGUUGUUUACGGAACAAAGGAGAAAGUAAAAUUCAUAUAUGAUAUAUGUGCUCUCUUAUACA